Molecule: messenger RNA, 1732 nt
Organism: Coregonus clupeaformis (lake whitefish)
Lineage: Eukaryota; Metazoa; Chordata; Actinopteri; Salmoniformes; Salmonidae
Product: dnaJ homolog subfamily B member 4-like
Exons: 3
Coding region: 476-1528 (350 amino acids)
Cellular component (GO): cytosol
Molecular function (GO): protein-folding chaperone binding
Source: RefSeq, a predicted model, not a curated record
UUAGGUUCUAGAAUGAGCCCCUGGAUUACAGCGAGCAACGCGGGCCGGUGGGUCGGACGCAGGGGAGGGAGACACAGCUAUUUAAAUGGAGUCUAUCCGGGGAGGGUGGUGGAUAAAUAACCCAGGAUCCACAGCGCUGAAUAACCACUCUGAACAUCGCUACAUCACAUCCCUCUCUCUCUAGCUUCUCACUGUUCAACUGUCUCCGUGUCUAGCUAUUGUUGUUUGUGAGUGGCAGAGAGCAGCGGUUAGGUUUUUUCGCUUGCCGCCAUAUCAGCUUCCUCAGAGGGGUCUCUCUCUGGUCUCUCCUCUCCUGGAUAUAUUUUCCUAUCAGACUGACAGGCAGCUUCCUCAGAGGGGUCUCUCUCUGGGCUCUCCUCUCCUGGAUAUAUUUUCCUAUCAGACUGACAGACAGCUUCCGUAGAACAGCUGCGGGUUCUCUUCAGCUACUGCGCGGGGCCGCUUCGGGGGAACUAUGGGGAAAGAUUAUUAUAAAAUCCUGGGGAUAGUGAAAGGAGCGGCUGAAGAGGACAUUAAAAAGGCAUACAAAAAGCAGGCUCUGAAAUGGCACCCGGACAAAAACAAGGCGGCCAACGCCGAGGAGAAAUUUAAGGAGAUCGCCGAGGCAUAUGAAGUCCUCAGUGAUCCGAAGAAAAGAGAGAUAUAUGAUCAGUAUGGAGAAGAAGGUCUCAAAGGAGGAGGCGGUGGCCCCGGCAGCGAUCCAGACGGACAGGGCAGCAACUUCACCUCCUACACGUUCCACGGUGACCCCCACGCCACCUUCGCCACCUUCUUCGGCGGCGCCAACCCCUUCGAGAUGUUCUUCGGCCGCAAGGCCAACGGGCGCGGCCCGGGCGGCGGGGACGACGAGGACAUGGAGGUGGACGGCAACGACCCGUUCGGUUCGUUCACCUCGUUUAAUCUCAACGGGUUCCCUCGGGACCGCCACGUGGGGAUUGGCGGGCAGCAGAGGAGGAAGCAGGACCCGGCCAUCCAUCACGAGCUGCGGGUAACACUGGAGGAAGUGUUUCAUGGUUGCACCAAGAGGAUGAAGAUCAGCAGGAAGAGGAUGAACCCAGACGGACGGACCAUGAGGACGGAGGAUAAGAUACUCACCAUAGAGAUUAAGAGAGGAUGGAAGGAAGGAACCAAGAUCACGUUCCCCAGAGAAGGGGACGAAUCGCCCAACACCAUCCCUGCUGAUAUCGUGUUCCUCAUCAAGGACAAGCCACACGCACAUUUUAGGAGGGAGGGGUCGGAUAUCGUGUACCCGGUGAAAGUUAGUCUACGGCAGUCGUUGUGUGGUUGCUCUGUGACGGUGUCUACGAUAGACGGGAAGACGUGCAACAUGAAGAUCACUGAUGUGAUAAAGCCAGGCAUGAAACAGACUGUAGCUGGACAGGGCCUUCCCUUCCCCAAGAACCCAGAGCAGAGAGGGGACCUGGUGGUGGAGUUUGACGUGAACUUUCCAGAGAACCUCCCCGCCAACGCCAAGGACGUCCUGAAGAGGCAUUUACCUGCAUCCUAGAAGAACAGACAGGGAUACGGAUACAGACAGACAGACAGACAGACAGAGAGACAGACAUCGGCACGGACACACACGCACACACAGACAGACACACAGACACACACCUGGACAACAGAAAGAAAGGGGUGACAUCAGCAUGCCAGCUCUCACGCUCUCACGCUCUCUCUCUCUCUCUCUCUCUCUCUCUCUCUCUCUCUCUCUCCU